AUGCGACGGACACUUGCGCUCUUCCAGCAAGCACUCAAAUCCUCGUCUUCCCUUCCAGAACGAACCCGGCCAUUACUCGAGCACUUAACACCCCCUCGACGGCCACUGAAAGGAACAGGGACAAACACUGUAUCGCAGGCCCUAAAAUGGGCUACUCCUCCGCGGAACGUCCUUUUGGUUAACAAAGAUGAUGACAGAGUACGGAAUUCAUUAGUGACACUUGCACAUGCGAAUAGACACCUACAUGAUACAUAUCCAGGCGUCAACAUCCUCCUAGAACCUUCAGCUUCAGAAACAUUACGACAAGCACUACCAUAUGCCUACACAUUCGAGAAUAUCAGUGACCUACAUCGAACUUGCGAUGCCGUGAUCACGCUGGGAGGUGAUGGUACGAUUUUACAUGCUGCCUCACUCUUCAGCACAACGAAGGUUCCGCCAAUAUUGUCGUUCAGCCUGGGAACACUCGGAUUCUUGCUUCCGUUCAACUUCCGUGAUUUCAGAGAAGCGUGGGAGGAUAUGUACCAUGGUCGAGCACGAGUGCUCCGACGAAUGAGAAUUGGAUGCCGGGCCUUUACGUCCACUGGCAUUCCUAUUACUCGAGGUGUGUUUGGCGAAGGAGGGGCGGGCAUGAUUCAGCAAGCUAUGAACGAGGUCAAUCUACAUCGUGGUAGAGAGCCUCAUCUAACACUGCUGGAGAUCUAUGCGGACAACAAAUUUGUCACAGAGGCCGUCGCAGACGGACUUAUCGUGGCAACACCAACCGGAAGCACGGCAUAUAACCUGUCAGCUGGUGGACCAAUUGUGCAUCCAGGUGUGGACGCCCUCAUGCUGACCCCGAUCUGCCCGCGGAGUUUAUCUUUCCGACCCAUGAUCUUUCCGACAUCAACACGUCUACAACUACGGCUUUCUGAAAAAUCAAGGGGUGCAGCGGAAGUAAGCAUGGAUGGUCGGAUGGCAUGUGUUCUCAACCAAGGAGAAUAUCUGGAGAUUGGUGUGGGUGACGGCUUAGGCAUUGCACACAAGGAGGGUGAAGAAAGUGAGGACCGUGGUGGGAUUCUGUGUGUGGGUAGAGGAGAAGACGAUGGAUGGGUGCAGGACGUGAACGAGCUGUUACGAUGGAACCAGAGUUUCCAAGGGAGAACUUUGGCACAUGGAAACGGAGAGUAG
Messenger RNA from Saitoella complicata NRRL Y-17804, 1167 nucleotides. RefSeq names its product ATP-NAD kinase. The coding region runs from base 1 to 1167 and encodes 388 amino acids. The record is from RefSeq and is a predicted model, not a curated record. Gene Ontology annotation, molecular function: NAD+ kinase activity. Gene Ontology annotation, biological process: NADP+ biosynthetic process; NAD+ metabolic process. Lineage: Eukaryota; Fungi; Ascomycota; Saitoellomycetes; Saitoellales; Saitoellaceae. The transcript has 2 exons.